Molecule: messenger RNA, 2442 nt
Organism: Cynoglossus semilaevis (tongue sole)
Lineage: Eukaryota; Metazoa; Chordata; Actinopteri; Pleuronectiformes; Cynoglossidae
Gene: tyrobp
Product: transmembrane immune signaling adaptor TYROBP
Exons: 5
Coding region: 1237-1581 (114 amino acids)
Biological process (GO): positive regulation of macrophage fusion; positive regulation of microglial cell mediated cytotoxicity; negative regulation of B cell proliferation
Cellular component (GO): cell surface
Molecular function (GO): signaling receptor binding
Source: RefSeq, a predicted model, not a curated record
CUAACCACUUCACCUGUGUGUUUCACAGACAUUUACAAAAAAACUGAUUCAGGGGCUGUGAGUCAAGUGACCAACACAUCACUGUCAGUAUUUGCUGACAGCAACUGUAAAGAGGCCACAGAGCAGCUGUCAGGCAGUGGUGAUAUGGAAAUUCCCCCGAACUUAUGCUGAAAUUGUUAAUGUGGUUAAAACACUAGGCAGGUGUGGUGGUGGUUGGACACUCGCCAUUUCUUCAAUAGUUCAAUUGUGGUUUGAAUUCCACCUAAUGCCUUUGAUCCCAACAGAGAGGGUCAGGUUAGAGUUAAACUACUGCUGUUAAAGAAAACGAAAGGUAGAAAACAACAAAACUUAUAACUGCUUUGGUCAAAGAACCAAAAAUAAAUGAAAGUAGAACUGAGUUGUGACAGACUUCUGCACAGCAUUCUUAGUCAUUUUGUUAGUUUAUUGUCAAAAAAGGCAUACAUUAAAAACAGAGUUGUAGCUAAACACUGGCCAACGCUGAAGCAACAACAGCAAAAGUUUUGUCACUGUAAUAGAGAAAAAUAAAAUUUGACAAAAAAACGUUACAUUUUAUUCAACUUUUUUGGGAUGUACAGGUAAUAAUAGUUGAAGGUUCUCCAAACAAUAACAAAACCACUUUUUUAUUUUUAAUGUUUUUCCCUGAAUAAAUGCUAUUUAAAACUUAAAAUAUGUCUUUAAAUAACAUGUAAACCUUGGCCCAAAAUAUCUUAAGGUUAGUUAUAAGUACAAGGCAAAAAUGCUGAAAUGUCCUGCAAAGAAGUCUAUACCAUGUUUUGCCCAAAAAUAACUUUAUUAAUGAAAAUAUAAACGUUAACUUGAUGUGGGUAAAUCACUGUUGUCCAAGAAGGAAAGUUGCUGGCCAAAAUAUUAGAAUACGUCCCAGGGCCAAACUGAAAACCAUUACUUUAUCUUUUAAAUAAUUCAAAAUCAAGACAAUCAGAAAAAAAUAAAUGUGUAGAAAAGUCAAGAGGGAACAGUUACUGGGCAGGAUUUCUCAGGGGCAGCUUCCUACUGUAGAAACAUACCCACACUCAUGGACUGCCAAACCUUAACACUAGUGCAACUAUGCCCCAAGUCAUGUCUCUGGUUCAUUAUUUCCAGUUCAUAUGCAACGCCUUACAAAAAAAAAAAAAAAACCACACACACACACGCACACAUUGAAGGACCGGUGGCCAUCAUCCUCUUACACUCUCAUUUCCUCUCCGACCUGUGAAGAUGUCUGAAGCUAUCUGUGUUGCAGGGUCUUUGUUUGGCUCUUCAGAGGAACAACAAGAGUGUGUGUCUUGUUACCUGAUAAGCAUGUGGUCAGUGGUGGCCAUCAUCGCCAUCGACAUUAUCUUGACGGUCCUUAUCGUUAUUUCUGUCUUCUUGUUCGCAACGUACCACAAGCGGAGGAGAGAGUGGGACUCCACUCAGGUGUGUGGAAGAAAUAUGUCGUUGGAUGCAAAGAAAAGAGACAUGACAGAGAUCACAGAAUCUCCCUAUCAGGAGUUACAUGGAGUCCAGUCAGACGUGUACAGUGAGCUCCACCACUUUAGAAAAGAAACAACAGAGCUAUAAUUUUUAAUUCUCUGUUUUUUACGCACACGGUUUUGUUUGUUUGUUUGGUUGGUUGUUUGUUUGUUUGUUUUGUUUUGCAAUUCCACUUUUCCAGGCUUUGACCAGUUGACUUAUCACUCUGCUAUUAGCAGUGCACUUGCCACGGUAUGGUACUCAUCUAACAAAAAAAUAUGUACAUACUGUAUAUGUAAACUAUAUUUGCAUUAUGUUAAGUUAAUUUUUGUGUUAUUAACUGUGUUUUGUUGAAUGUGAUAUUCAAAAUGUUUUUAUGUAAGGUAGGUUGGUAGAGUAUGUAUUAUUUAAUUAUGACUAAAGGAUAUUCAAAAGCACUUUUUUUUCCUUUUUUUAUUUAUAUUUAAGAGAAUUGUUGACACUGUUGAGAAUUCAUUGUCAAACACUCCUAUAAGGUCCAUUCAGGUUCCCCUCUUCAUCAUGCCUGUUCCUUUGUCAUUCAUUGUGACAACUUGCUCUCUGUGACCAGUUCCCUUAAAUACAGCCCAGUUGGUGUUUGGUUCCCUGGAAACUGGAAACAUAUUUCCUCUAUUUCUACACAUAAUCACACCAUAAGAAAUAAAUGUAAAAAUCUAAAUUUGGAUCAAAAAGUCCCACAGGUUUCUGCAUUUGGAAGUAAUGUGUCUGAGUCCGUUGAGUCAACAGAUGGUACAUUAGUCAUGAUGACAACAAUGUGGACUCUGGAAAAAAGAGAAAAGCAACAGAUAGUCAUGACAGUUGGUAAAUGUUGGUUUUAUUUAUCACAGAAUAGAAUGUAAAUUACAAUUCUAUUUUAAGUCAGAAGAAAUAUAUCUAAAAACAAUGAAAGAGGAAUGGAAUAAACUGGGAUGCGAAAUGCCAAUAUUGUCC